AUGGACAGUCUAAAAAUUGAAAUCGAAAAGAAACGAAAAGCUUUAGAAAAUGUUGCAACAGGAGAUCAAGGAUCUAAAAAAAAGAAGUACAUUAGUCGCGCAGAUUUGGAAAAACAAAGGGAACAAGAAUACUUAAAAAUUCAAGAAGAAUUAGAGCGAAAGCGUGAGGAAAAACGUAAAUUAAAAGACCAAACACUUGCGUCACCUAAUGAACAAGAAAAGGCAGAACAAGCCACACCUAAUAAGGAAGUACAGAAGGAAGAGAAUGAUGGUAGCGAUACAUUUAAUAUUUCACAAGAAGAGGUGAUUCGCCGAUUAAGAGCAAAGGGACAACCAAUUCGCCUUUUUGGGGAAUCAGACAAAGAUAGGAAAACUCGAUUACGAGCACUUGAACUUAUAGAGGAAAGGUCAGAGGGACAACGUAAUGAUUUUAUGAAAACUUUAGAAGAAAUGGAAACUGGUUUGGAUUUGGAAGUUUUGAAGAAACAACCUGAAGAAGAUAUUAGUCGAUCUUCAAAAAAGAAGAGAGUUGCGGAAGAUCUGCCUUUGGAUAACACACCAAUCGAAGUUGAUCUCAUUGAAAAAGAUCCUGAUAAACUUUAUAUCCUUAUAUACACUUUCUUCAAGCGUUUGUUAAGAGAAUGGGAACAAGAAAUGAAUAAUCGGCCAGAUCAUGUAAAGAGAAGUACACAAGGAAAAUUUGCAGCAGCUACUCAAAAGCAAACAAAUGAAUAUAUGCAACCAUUCUUUAGAACUCUAAAAAAAAAGGCAAUUGAGCCAGACGUACUGGCACGAAUAACAGAAAUCACGCAUUAUAUGCAAAAACGAGAGUAUAUGAAUGCAAAUGAUGCAUAUUUGCGAUU
This is a messenger RNA of Racocetra persica, 863 nucleotides long. The record is from the annotation of a GenBank genome assembly. Lineage: Eukaryota; Fungi; Glomeromycota; Glomeromycetes; Diversisporales; Gigasporaceae.